Capsicum annuum is the source of this 2102-nucleotide messenger RNA. RefSeq names its product probable polygalacturonase. The record is from RefSeq and is a predicted model, not a curated record. NCBI's taxonomy places the organism in Eukaryota, Viridiplantae, Streptophyta, Magnoliopsida, Solanales, Solanaceae. The transcript has 5 exons. Gene Ontology annotation, biological process: carbohydrate metabolic process. The coding region runs from base 337 to 1818 and encodes 493 amino acids. Gene Ontology annotation, molecular function: polygalacturonase activity.
AAUCUAAUUAUGAAAACUCACAAUCUUAAAAUCCUAAACUUUCUAAUAUCUCAAUUAAACUUUUUUUUUUUUAAGAUUAUAAUAAGUUAAAUCCUAAACAAAUAAAGCCUUUUGUGUUGAUCAAAAUCAAUGACCCUUCCAAUAUAGUCUUCUUCUUCUUCCUUUGAAUCUACUCAUUCCACUGAUUUCUGAUCACUACACUUCACCUUCUAAUUUUGAAAAAAUAAAAUACAUCCAAUCUUGAUUGGUUCUUGAAAUUGGGUCUUCAUUAAUAGUUAUGAAAAAUCAAGAUUAAGAUCCCAAUUUUUUUUUUUUCUCUUUUUAUUGAUAUAUCAUAUGGUGGAGACAGUAACAUCAUCGUAUUGGUGGUGGAGGUGGGGGGUGCAACCCCACCACCCACCACGUAGAUGGAUCAGCACCCACAAAGCUAUUGUCAUUGUUAUGUGGUUGGCAUUCAUGUUAACUCUAUUUUGGUGGCAGAUUGAUGCUACUGCCGGAAUCUUGAUUUUCCGGCGAGUUUUUCCGGGGAGGGAAGUUCCACAAUUGAGGCCAGUGGUGUUUAACUUGACGGAGUUUGGUGGGGUUGGUGAUGGUGUAACUGUUAAUACAUUGGCAUUUGAGAGGGCAAUAUUGGAAAUUGGUAAACAUGGGAAGAGAGGUGGUGGACAGCUUAAUGUGCCACCUGGUUAUUGGUUAACAGGGCCAUUUAAUCUUACUAGUCAUAUGACUUUGUUUCUUGCUGAGGGUGCUGUUAUAUUGGGCAUUGAUGAUGAGAAGUAUUGGACUCUCAUGCCUCCCUUACCUUCAUAUGGAUAUGGAAGAGAGCAUCGUGGACCACGCUAUGGAAGCUUAAUCCAUGGACAAAAACUGAAAGAUGUGAUAAUCACAGGUCAUAAUGGUACCAUUAAUGGGCAGGGUCAAGCGUGGUGGAAGAAAUUCAAGCAGAAGGUUCUUAACCAUACCAGAGGACCGCUCGUGCAGAUCAUGUGGUCUACUGACAUACUAAUCUCAAAUAUAACUUUACAAGAUUCUCCCUUUUGGACACUCCAUCCAUACGACUGCAAGAAUGUAACGGUCAGGAAUGUUACAAUCCUAGCACCCAUCGCUGGGGCUCCGAAUACUGAUGGCGUAAAUCCAGAUUCGUGCGAAGAUGUGUUGAUAGAGAACUGUUACAUUAGUGUUGGUGAUGAUGGCAUCGCGAUAAAGAGUGGAUGGGAUCAGUAUGGAAUUGCAUAUGGACGGCCUUCAAAGAAUAUACUCAUUCGGAACCUUGUCAUUCGUUCCAACGUCAGUGCCGGUGUAUCAAUAGGAAGCGAGAUGUCCGGGGGAGUGUCAAAUGUCACCGUGGAGAACGUCUUUAUCUGGAACUCGAGACGUGCUGUACGCAUCAAAACAGCACCCGGAAGAGGAGGAUACGUUCGAGGUAUAACAUACAAGAACUUAACAUUCGAGAAUGUUAGGGUGGGAAUCGUCAUCAAAACAGAUUACAACGAGCACGCUGACGAUAGUUUUGAUCCCAAAGCUGUCCCAUUACUGGAAAACAUAAGCUACACAACGAUACACGGUGAGGGAGUUCGCGUGCCUGUUCAAAUCCACGGUAGUGAAGAAAUCUGGGUAAGGAACGUUACAUUCAGAGAUAUGUCGGUUGGGUUAACGUACAAGAAGAAACAUAUAUUCCAAUGUGCUUUCGUUCAAGGUCGCGUAAUUGGCACCAUCUUCCCUGCACCUUGCAAGAACCUCGAUCUCUACGAUGAACAAGGACAUCUGAUCAGACGUUCUGAUGCUCAAAACGCGACAGACAUAGAUUACGACAUUUGAGCACCUUGCAAGAACCUCGAUCUAUACGAUGAACAUGGACAUCUGAUCAGACGUUUCGAUGCUCAAAACGCGACAGACAUAGAUUACGACAUUUGAAAUGAUCGCACCGACCCCUUCAUCGCGGGAGCUUAGUGCAUCGAGCUGCCUUUUAAAAUUUUUUUUUUUUUUUUUGAAUUUUGUUUUCUGCAUUAUACAUACACAGAUCCAAUGUAAAGAACAGCUUCUUUGUUCCUGUAUAGAAUCUUAGUUUCAUAAAGUUAAUGUCUUAACUAAUCCUUUUUGGU